AUGGCGGAACUGUUUUGCUGUCUGGCAAUAAAGCCAUAUCGCCCUCGGCGACUUGAUCAUGAAGCGAAAUUUGACCGCUUCGUGCAAUGGGCUAAAUAUGCGUCUUCCGACCCCAGCGACAGCUUUCACCUCGAUAGCAACUUGGAAUACGCCGUACAGCUCGUGAAACAAGCCAACUUUGGGCCGCAAGAGUCAAUCCGAUACUUUACUCCAGCCGGGGGUGACUCCGGGUUCAUAGAGAUCACCGAGAACGACCUUCUUGAAGCCAACUUUAAAAAGCUAAACUCGUACAAAAACUUCAAAUGCGACACACACAACAAGUUUUUCGAAGUCAACUUGUAUCAGAAGAAUCCCAUCAACAAGCACCAUUGGCGAGCGGAUCUUGCACGACCUUCCACAGAUAUCGACUUGCCAUUGAAGCAAAAAGCAGAAGAGAAGCGAUCAGAUGUUGGAGCCGAGUCCAGCGCAUCACCUCCCAACCCAACGUCUGAUGCAUCGAGCUCAAACUCUUCCAAUGCAAUUUUGCAGGCUAAUGAGGUAAGUUGA
Molecule: messenger RNA, 546 nt
Organism: Trichoderma atroviride IMI 206040
Lineage: Eukaryota; Fungi; Ascomycota; Sordariomycetes; Hypocreales; Hypocreaceae
Source: RefSeq, a predicted model, not a curated record